AUGUCUGAAUAUCAUGAUGAGUUUUAAGAAGACCAAUAAAAAUUGAAUGCCUUGAACCUGUCUUGGACAUUGGGGUUUAAUUAUAAAAUGGUAAAUGGAGUUCACAAUCUUACUAAUGAUUCUCGUAAGGUAUGAUCUAUCUUAAUUUAGGAAAUAUUCUAUGCAACAGCACACACAGGAGUAAUAUUUGAUUAUGGAAAUAAUUAACAAAGAUUAUUAUAAGGACAUGUAUUAUAUUAUAUUAUUUUUAGUGUAAUAAAAUAUCAUGCACAGCAUAUUGUAAAGAAUUGGAUAUAAUUGUAACUGCUGAUGCAGGGCCAGAUAGUAUGUUAGUCAUAUGGGAUGCAAAGACAGGAGUACCUAGAAGAACAAUAUUUGAGCCACAUGCUAAUGGUGUUUAAGCAGUGGAUAUUAGUGAGAAUGGACAAUAUUUGGUAACAUUGUCAAAGGAAGAACCCGAUAAAAUAUAAUCUAUAUCAUUUUGGGAUUGGUAAUCUCAAGAUCCUCGUCUUAGAACAACAGUGUUAGAUGAUAAAUUAAAGGAUUAUUAAUACUAUGUUACAAUUAAUAAUAAUGCUGAACAAAAAUAAAAUCAAUAAUAGAUAUUUGAAUUUGCUACAACAGGUAAAAAGAGAGUAGUCUUUUGGAGUUGGGAAUAUGGAGCAGCAGGAUUUGAAUAUUAUAGUCCUGAAGUUCAAAAGAACAAGGUUUUGACUUAGACUGUUUUUAUUCCAAAGAACAAAAAUGUAGUAACAGGAACAUUAGAUGGAUAUAUAAUAGUUUGGGAUGUUUCUCUAAUUAUUGAAGAAUAUGGAUAGCCAGAUGAAAGAAGAGUAAUUAAGAUAGUUAAUCUUAUGAAUGUUGCAAAUAAAUCUGAAACUUAAUAAAAGAAAGGAAAUGCUUAGAUAUUAUUAUUAAGAGUAUAAGGAAGAUAUUUAGUAGUUGGAGCAUCUAAUGGAUCUGUAAGAUUUUAUGAUUUCAAAUUCAGAAUACGAGCAUGGUUUGAAGAUGUUGUUAUUGGAUAAAAUGGUUUAAAUAUAUAAUGUAUAGGAUCAAUUACUAAUUUAUCAUUUGCAAAUGAGAAUAUGUAUUAGGAAGAUUAUGAAACUGAAUCUGAUGAGGAGAAAGAUAAAGAUGAGUAAUCUUAGAAAAAGUCUAAACCAUUUUUAUGUUAAGAUUUUAUUGUUGUGGAUGAUAAGGCAAAUGUUAUUUUAUUAAAGUCAUAAUAAUUUUAAGAAAUUGAAAAAGAAAAGAAGAAAGGAACAGUAAUUAUGUCAUCUAUUGUUUCACCUAUUAUUUCUAUAUCAGUUAGACCUAAUGUACCUGUAGUUGCAUUUAGUUGUGAAGAUAAUAAAAUUUAUGAAUGGAAUUUUUAUGAAAAACACAAUAAACUUAAAGAAAUAAAAGAAAAGGGUAGUGAAUUACAAAUAUAAAGUACAUUUAUUGAAUAUAGUCCUGAUGGUAAUUAUUUAGCUGUCUGUUCUAAAAAUGGAAUUGUUCAUAUGUAUGAUUGUAGAGAAGAGAAAUGGCUUAAAAAUUUAUUAGUUUCUGAAACUGAUAAAACUAAACCUAAAAUAAC
Molecule: messenger RNA, 1579 nt
Organism: Paramecium primaurelia
Lineage: Eukaryota; Ciliophora; Oligohymenophorea; Peniculida; Parameciidae
Source: the annotation of a GenBank genome assembly